Messenger RNA from Haliotis rufescens (red abalone), 1412 nucleotides. RefSeq names its product angiopoietin-2-like. The transcript has 4 exons. Lineage: Eukaryota; Metazoa; Mollusca; Gastropoda; Lepetellida; Haliotidae. Bases 1 to 1008 code for a protein of 335 amino acids. The record is from RefSeq and is a predicted model, not a curated record.
AUGGCAAACUGUGCCUCGUCCUCAUCUUGCGAAGCUACUAAUGUUUUAUUCGCUCAACGCCAUUGCUCCUACUUCACUGGAGAUGAAUAUGAUAAUCUGUCCGAUUUUGAAGACGUCAUGUUUAAAAAGAUUGGUCGCAAAGCAGCAACAGAUAUGCAGUGUCCACGACCGGUCUCGUUCUGGACGGCAGAGGGUCACUACUCCAGAGUACUACUGACCGACAGCGACGAGGAGCACAGCCAGCUGCAACCAUUCAAGACCUACCCACCACCCCCCGAGUGUCAGAAUGGUGGCGUCUGGUCAGACACUACCAAAACGUCAUGCGACUGCACUGGCAGCUUUGCUGGGACAUAUUGUGAACGCUACUGGGAUGAUUGUUCUGAGGGAUUCAAGAUGGGUAUAACAGCAGGUGGAGUACACACCAUUCAGCCAAGACCUUUUGCAACACCUUUCCAAGUCUACUGUGAUAUGAGGUUCGGUGGACGCACGUAUGUCCAAAAGCAGUCAUUGGGCAUCGACUUUUAUCGGACCUGGCAGGAGUACAGAGACGGGUUCGGGACUCCUGGAGGAGAUUUCUGGUUGGGUUUGGAAAAGAUGAAAGCCAUCAGUGACAAGACACCAGGCAGACUUAUAAUCAAUAUGUUGUAUAAAAAGGGUCAACCGACCUGGGGACAGAUAAUUUGCCACUCUUUCAAACUCACAGACGAGUUAGAUGGUUUCCGGCUUAACUUCUCUCACACUGCAGCAUCAAAGAAUCCAAUCAACGAUGUCAUUACUGAUCUGAGAGGAGCCAGGUUCAGCACUAAAGACAGAGACCAUGAUGAAGACCCUGCUGGAAGCUGCUCCCAGAAACAUCACUCUGGUUGGUGGUUCAGAAGCUGCACCUUGUGUAACCCUAACGGUCAGCUUAAACCGAUCCCCAACAUAGCCACUAAUCCUGAUGACAUUUUCUGGGAUGGAGAUAAAAGGGGUGUUAAAGAGACAUAUAUUGCUCUAAGCGGGUACUAGAUCAUACGAAAUACUUCGUGACAUGUAAAGUAUCCAAAGAGACAAUAGUUGUUUUACCCCAACACAAAAACCUUCCGCCUAGAGCAUACAUGUGCACGUCCACGUCCUUGUAUUUACAAUCCCCGAGCAAUGUUCCAACCAUGUCAUGAAAGGUAACCCUAAGAAAGGACUUAAUGAAGGUCCCAGGUCCUGCCGUGAUGGGGGGAUGUCUUCAUGAGUACUUCGAGACUUAUCUGAAGAGACAAUAGAUGUUUUCCGUAACGCGAUACCUUCCGUCAAGAGCAUACACUAGUUAAUGGAUUAACUGCAUAAGCAACGUUCCAAUCAUGUCACGAAAGAGAAACCUAGGAAAGGAUUUCCCACAGUGCAUGAAGGCUUGGGACAGGACCCAGGUCCUGGCGUGA